AUGACCUCCACUGCGGAUGGAGUAGAGGAAGCGACCUCGGUUCUGCUUGACGUGCCAGCACUCGCAUCAAGGCCUCUGUCGCCGUCGCCACCACCGCUGGUUUCUUCCGCUGAUGCGGAGCCGCAGCUUCUAAAGCCUCCACCAUCGGCAUCAUGUGACCAGCAACAAGACGCUCCACUCCCUCUGCCUCUGCCCGCCUCACCCAUGACACGCCGGUGCAGGCGGCCCCUCUCCUCAGCAAGCGCGUCCGCACAUUACCUCACCACAACCACCGCCGCCACUGCACGGAGCCGCAGCCCUCGCAACUCGGCCGCAGUGCGUUCUGCAGCCCCCUCUCCUUCCACGUCUCUGGCACCACCUAGAAGGCAGUGCCUACAACGCUCCCGAACAGCGACCACCGCGGAGAGCCGAACCACUCCGUCGCCACCGACAUCUGUUCUGCCACUACCACAGCCCGCACCAUCAUCGCCGCCGCUUGGAAGGGCCUCAGUGCCACCGCUGAGGAGCACAGCAGCGCCUUCUGCUGGUGGCCGCAGCACGUCAGCAGCUCGCACGCAGUCAUCACAGCAACAGCAGCGGCAGCAGCGCUCCACACAGCCCGGGACUGCACCCCGUCUGGCAACAGCGGUGAGGGGGACGUCGUCAGCCGUAUCGCCGUACCGCUCACUCAUUGACGCUGUCCUGGAUGAGCAGUUUAUGGUCGGACCGGGCUCACCGCCGUCGCAGCAGCAGCAGCAGGCGGCAGCCGCAGGUGUGGUCGUGGACGGGGCUGACACCAUCCUGGCAGAGGUGAUUCCGAGUAAACGCCGAAAAUGCGGCGGCGGUGUGGCAGUGCGGCUGCAGCAGCACGGGGCGCAGCACCUCGCCGGCCUCGGUCGAACUGAAGGGGACCUCGGCGAUGGUGAUGAUAGCGAGGACGAUGGUAAAAUUGCGGACCCUACGCUGGCGCCGCUUCACCAACAAGCUCUGAGGCUCCAGCCGCUUCCACCCGCAGCUUCUGCAUCGGUGUUGAUAGAGGCGGCGGCACUGUUGGGCAGCGACGGGGGCGAGCAAGCGGAGACGUUGGCGGACAUCGUUGCCGUCGCACCAACGCAGUCGGCCAUGCAGUCGGCUGUGCAGUCGGCGUUGGCGACAGAGCGCGCGCGCCUGCUAUGCAAUAGUCCCUGCACGGGACUCACACAGGACGCCGCGGGCGGAGUGACAGGGCUGGAGGCUGCAGAGGCCAGAGAGCGCUUGUGGCGGCCGACGACAGAGCCACGUGUCGCGGCACGGGCCUUCCGCCACACUGGUGUUCGCGGUGCAGUAACUGACAGACACGCCGGCGCUGCCUCUACGAGGGUGCCGAACUCGAUGAGAGCGGCGGCGCCACCGCCGGCACUGCCCACUGCGUUUGCGGAGUUUUUGAAAGUCGAGGCCGACGCUGAGGCGGCUGUGCAGGGCAGAGAAGCGACUGCCACGUGCGCCACAGAGCGCCAACAACAUGCCUCAUCGCCACACCACACCCACAACGUCGCGAGCCCACGCGCUGGUGCGUCGUCGAUGUCAGCCCCUACCACAACCCUCCCGACCUCGUUCACGCUUGCGGCUUCCCUGCCGGUGAUGUCGCCGGCAGCCGAGAGCGCAGCAGUUUUGCAAGAGCUGAAAGCUGUGCAGCGACGUCUGCGCGAGCACGGGCAUCGCCUAGAGACUGCGGCGGCAGCGACCGGAGCGACACCACCGGAGGCAUGCCCCCCUGCUGCGGCGCCGCCUAAAGGCAUGCAGGGACUGGAGAGCUGCUCCCCUUGUGACAUCUCCACCAACGCCUCAUCGGCCUCAUCGACGGCCACUAAUAGCAGCAGCACGCCAACGGAGCAUAACAAGCGGCACGACAGCGCUCGCAGGACCCGCGUGGUGGGGCUCCGUCGCGCCAGCUCCGAGUACUGGGUCACCGCCUCCUUAACAGAGAUCGUCGACGCUCUUGAUGGACAAUGCGCCGCCUCCCUGGCGCGGGAGCGCCGAACGCACAAGCGGAAACGCAGCCAAGCAAACUUUGAUCCCGCCAGCUACGCCCGGCGUCUUCUGGACACGACCGCUCGCUCGUCUACCUCGUUGACCGCCUCAGACGACGACGAUGGCGAGUACGACACCACCGGCUGCCACAGCCGGGGCGUGCAGGAAGGGAGACGUGGCGGUGGGCAAGGAAGAGCUUCAGAGAGAAGUCGCUAUCAUCGCUUAUCAAGCGCGCCAUGUGCGUUGGGCGGUCUCUCGCCAGCCUCGCUGAAGCGUGAGGCCCUCCUCCGCUCCGGGCCGGCGUGGGCCACCGCGGCAGCUGAGCUUGGGCUCACCCCGACAGAGGUGCAAGACCUCCUGCGGUACAGCCUCAGCUCCACCGACGCUGCUGCCGCAUGGCUUGCCUCUGCUAGACUCCAUACACACAAUGUCAAGGGAGUCGUCAAAGCUGCGGUGGACACGCAGGACAAUGACGAUGUUGGCCGAGCACGCACAUGGCGGGGAAAGAAACGCAGCAGCAGCAACGGCGAGGUAGGCGGACCUCCAUCAGUGGCGCAGACGCACCGCCCACAUCGAUUGGCCUCCGCAUCGCUGGAUGUGGCAGCGCAGACCGCCCUUGUACAACGUAUCGUCGCGGCGAUGCCCGCCAUCCCUACCGAUCUGCAGGCCGAGUUGAGCCGCCAGCGCCGUCUUCUGGAGCGAGUCUGCCGCGAUGUGAGCUGCAUGAGCGCGUCAGCACACGCUGCCGUGCGAGCACGCCUAGCGUCGCCGACAGUGUCCUCUGCGGCUGCUCGCCAGCCGUCGUCAGUGGAGCUCAGCACGGGUGUAAGGGGAGGAGAAGGGUUGCAGACAAUUUUACCGACAGCCGCAGAGGCACACAAAGUGCAAGCACAGCACGAGGAACAUCAGCAGCUGUUAUUCGCAUCCCUACCGCGUCCAGCGGCGCAGGCGCUGAUAACUGCCAGCGGGCUUCGCGGCGCCGCAGCGGACCCGUCACGGCCACUUCCACCCUUCCACGCCGUCGUGGCACGUCCCACGCGGCACACGGCGCCUGUUACUCCCGCCUCGCCAAUGAGCAACGGCGCCUCGACACCGCGAGAGCCAUACGAGACCGCGCUGCGCGAACUGGCAGAGCGGGAGACGCGCCACUACGUCAGUGAGCUGGACCGUCUCCGUACCAUGUACGACCGCCAGCUUCAAGAGGAGCGCCGCCAGCGCCAGCAGGAGCGGCGACAUUACGCCGAGCUCCUCCAGAGCCAGCAGCAGAAGAUGCUACGUCACCAUCGCGAGACGGUGCACCUGCUACAGCGGGAGUCUCGCCUUCAACAGCAGCAGCAGGAGUCGCUCGUCCAGAAGCUGGCCGCCUCGCAAGCGGCGGCAGCACAGCGACAGCAAACUCAGCAUGAGCAGGCGACGAAGCACAUGCUCGCAGGUGCAGUGGAUGUGAUGAAGAGCUACGUAACGGCAGAGGGUGUUGGAGGAGGCAAACAAGUAGAGAUGGGGCCUCCAGCUGGGUUGACUGUUGCCCCCGGCGUCAUGCAGAAGCGUCGACGGCAACAACAGCGGAAGCGGCCCGUCGGCAGCUUAGAUCCAUCCCUGGCCGUGGCACACGGCCCUGAUGAGAGUGACAACAGUGGCACUGGGAGAAAGUAUACAGCAACAGGCGCUGGGGAUACAUCAGCAGCAGCAGCAGCCGCAGGCGUUGCGGUCACGGCUGGGACGCCCCCUCACCCAUCGGUGCAUGGGCCCAUCGCGGGCGCUGCAUCGCGGACGAGCCCACUGCGGCGUCCAGCCAGUACAACAAAUGCCGCGCCCUCCUCAGUGUCGUCGACGGCCACGUCACCGUCACGGGGCAUGCACGCCUCACCGGCAAAGCAGAACUACGAAGAAGGCGCGGUGACGCCAACGGCAACAGGCAAGAGAGGAGAGCGGCACCACACCCCUGACAUAACGCUAUCCGUGGCCCCCUCUGUGUCAGCUCUUGUGCCAACACCGGCGGCUUCCACACAAGCAGGAGUCGCGGUUGCCGGUGCAGGGCCGCCCACGAACACACCAGAGAUGCUGCGUGCCGUGUAUGGCGGCGAUGCUGGGCCACCGCCGCGACGGCCGCGGACACAGGGGCGCAUGACGCUCCCUCUGCAUGUGCAACUCCCUCCUGAGGAGGACACGACCACGCGCCAACGUCUCGGCGAGGCAGCGCUAAUGGCCGAGUUGUCUGACCUAUGCGCCAUGGCGGCAGCGCACGACGCAGGGCUUGCAGAGGGUACGCGCCUCUAUGGCGUCCAGCCUCGCCGUCCUCGCCUCUCCAAGCCAGCACCCUCCCCCAACACCGGGGAGGCGGCAGUAGAGAGGCUCAACCAGGCUGCCCCGCGCAGAGCUCUGUCGGCGUCGCCGUCGUCCGCGGCUGUCAAGCGGCGCGCGCGCGCCCCCGACAGCGGGAAGGUCGCGAGGAGGAGACGUGCAGAGUCGCGGUGGAGCGGCAGCGGGCGUAGCCGUGGCGGUCGAGCAGUAGGCAGCGGUUUCAAGAACCCGGGGCCCUCCACGGGUCGACGCUGGCGGGGUACAUCCCCGUACGCCACCACUGGCAAUUCAAGCGGCGGUGUUGCUCACCGCAGCAACCUCCCCCUCCCUCACCGCUUCGACACGGAAGUCGUGAGCCUACUCGGCAGCGAGGCCGGCACAGCACCCUCGCACGUGGUCGCGUCCUCCACUGCAUACGCAGUGCCCGUCGCCCCGCAUGACGUCGUAACGAGGCCGGCCCAAUACAGCGGUAUGUGGUCAGAGGCCAUCUGUGUGGGUGGCCGACACGCUCAUGGCGCGAGAGCCUCGGAUCAGGAGACGGCGGAUGCUGUCGUCGUGGCUGCCGGGGUGACUGCUGGCAGGCCAUCUAUUGGGCGGCCGCUUUUAGUGCUGACCCAGCCGGUUGGUGGCGCAGUGGCCACGUCUGGGUCGUGCACCCCACAGGAGGUGGAUGCACAGCUGCGCGCGGCGCUGCACCACCGUGCCAGCCUCGUCAGGGACCUCCGCCAUAAGAAAUCGCCAUGCACAUCGCCACCCCGCUCAGCGCCGCCUCAAGCUGAGGCGGCGGCAACGCUGGUGCACGACGACGGAUCAACAGGCAAUGAUGAUGAUGAUGGGCAUACCGCAGUGAAUGUCGCGGGCUCCCUCCCCCCGUGCGAUGGCGUCUUCUUCGGUGCUUCAGAGGUUUUGAUCAAUGCCACGGACAGCUGCGCCGUCGGAGACGACAGUGACGGUGCGCUGCCAAGCAGCCUUGACGUGGCGCCAGUGCCGCUAGCGAUGCUGACUGAUUACACACGAGCGUGGGCCCUCUAUACCGCUGCGGAGCGCGAGGUCGAGAGCCAUGCGCAGGCACUCGCGGCGGAAGACGCCGGCGUACUGGAGGCGGUCUCUCGGGCCCCAGAGCAUCGCCGGCGCUGUCAAGGAGAAGAGGAUGACGCGGCGUCUACCCUUGUCGCGAAGCUGCCUCGUCCUGCCAGCACCGCCGCCGCUGUGUGCUACCGCGAGAAAGAGCUCAGUUAUGGUGACCCAUCGCUUCAGGGGGGCAGCAUGUAUGUUUCGCCGCGCAUGGCGGCAGAGGCGCAGGCACUGAGGGAGGCGCGCAGGCGGCUGUCAGAGAUCCGCGCCUGCUUCAUAGCACCGCCCUCCCUCGGCGCCGCCAGUGUGUUGGGCAACGUAUCCGCAGGCAGGGUAACGGGGGUGGAUACUGCAUUGCGCGACGCCGCUCUCGUUCGCCAGCUCGUUGAUGCGACCGUGUUGAGUGUGCUUGAGACGCAACACCAGCAGUCGCAGCCGGACCUGGUACGGCAGGUUAUGGCUGCCCUGGAACACGAGAUUCUGCGUCUCAUGCUGGCCGGCUGCCUUGAGGAGGAGGUAGAGAGGGCAUCGGGAGCCGCCAUGAAGGUGAAGGCGCAUGGGCGACGGGAAAAGGCGCAGCAGCAGCCCCAGCUGGACGCCGAUCUUGCUCGCGCGCUCGCGGAAGCAACACUGGAGGACGCCGUGCACUCUGCUCUGGAGCGCUCUCGCCGUGGCAAGAAGGCGUGCCAAGCCGCCACUUCUCCCGAUGCAACUGCCGCCGCCACCAGUGAGACAACAGUGAUGGAUGCCCCUGCCGCACGCAUGGAUGCCCCUUCGGCAGCGGAGGUCGAACUUCAUGAAAGCGUACGCAUCCCCCGCACCGCACCCACCGCGUGGCUGCGAGAUGUUGACUCUCCACCGCCGCAACCGCAAGAGCCACCGCAACCGAGAGACGUGAGGAAUGCGCAGAGUGAGGCAGACACGAUCACAGCGACGGCAACAGUGGUCCUGCCGCCACCACGUGGCGACAACCACGCCGCCACAUGCUUUGCGGCGCUGCGAGCAGCAGAGCCAACCCCGCAGGAGGUGCGCAUUGUGGUCGACCUCAGCCCUGUCGUGCACCACAUGGGGACGCUGCGCGACCUCGCCGCUGCCAUGCCCGUGCACGACUCGAAGCAGCAGCAGUACUGUCCUCAGUCAUACCCACCAGUGCAACAGGAACAACUCCCCAGCCGGUGGAUGGCACUCGAGGAUCGCAGGGACGUCAUUGUGGAGGUGGAGACCCAUUUAGCUGUGGCGGAGGUGAAGGCAGAGGUGGUAGACGAGCACACGCGUGUGGCAGCGCCCACCUCCGACUACGGCGGCCUCCCGGCUCCGGCUGUAUCGACCACCUUGCCUGCAGUGCCGCUGCCGCUGCCGCUGCCAAUGGUAACUGUUUCGGAUUUGACUUCUGCGCAUGUGCACGGCACAACAGCCCUAGCAGAUCGCACGGCCUCGCGCGACCCACCGCAGCUCAUGCUGCUACGUCUGCUUCAGUCAGCACUGCUCGACCAGGAGCGGCUGCAGCGCACCAACCUGGCUGACCGUGAAGAGGAGCAGCGCCAGGCCCACAAGCUGCUCUGCGAAGUUGCGAAGGCCGCCGCAGAACGACGUAUGUUCGCAGUACAGCCCUCACCGUCGGUGGCGGCGAUCUCCACAGUUCAGUCUCAGCCGGCUCUGCCACAACAACUUGGGACCAACGCGGCCCCCGAUAAAGCACGGCACGAGGACGGGGAGGCGGCAGAGACAGCCAUGUCGAGAGUCAGUGCGCCGUCAUCGCAGAAGCCGCCUCUCGUGCGGGAUCCGGUGAUGGAAUUUGUCCUGGAGCGGAUGCGGCAGUUUGGCGCCUCGCAAGAGCAACGGCUAUCGAUGCGCGGCACGGGGACCGGCAUCUCCUCGGCUUCCCCGGUAGAGGACCUCACCGUCGCGGCGCAGACGGCGGGACUGCAUGACGCCGCACCACCUGCAGAGACCGCUGCUCACCGACCACUACCAGACCCCUUUGUGCGAUACGCCGCGUCACGCCCCUCCACGCGCAACCUCGGCUCCUCGACGACAACGGUGUCCUCGUGCUCGUCACUGUCGUCGUCUCUGCCCACGUCGUCGUCACUGUCGUCGUCUCUGCCCACGUCGUCGUCGUCGUCGUCAUCGUCAUCUCUGCUCACAGACCAGGCGUUAGGGCGGGCGAGGAUAACCGGCGACUGGUACAGCCGUGCGCAACACACAUGCGUGCCGCGCCGCAUCUCGUCGGGUGCACCGGUAGAGACGUCAAUGGCCUACUUGCGCCCGCCUACACGCAAGGCGCGGCCGGUGCUCGACACGCAGCGCGACGACGCCUCUGCGAGCACGGCGACGACACACUACACGACGGGGCGCAACUCUGUGGUGUUCCCCUCUGCUGAGAGGUUUCAAGAGGACAGAGCGGUACCGACAGGUUCGUCGGGCCUCCUCCCUCCUCGCGCCUCUGCCGAGGUGCAGGCAGCGCUGACUGCAGCGCUGCAUGCGCACCAGCAGGCCAAACGUGCCGACGUAUCGACAGCAACUCUGGCAGCGGGUUACCACGUAGAGGUGGAUGACAUCUCACUGGGCUCUCCCGUGGGCAGCCACCCCUACGCCGUCUCGCCGCCUGUGUCCACCGCAGCCGCUGUGCAGCGCAGCAGCCCUGCCAAGCUGCGCGCCCCACCACCCACAUGGUCCGCUAUGACGCAAGAGCGCGGCGAUGCGCGCGGCGGCAGCAGCAGCGGGGAGGCGAAAGGUGCGGUGGAUGAUGUGUGGAAGCCGACGCCAUCGGUGGCUACAAGAGAGAAAGUUGUGGGCCCAAUUGCCGUUGUAGGGCAUCGCGGUGCUCGGGAACAGCGCGCCACCAAACCACAGCCGACGUCGCGCCCUCGCACCGCCGCGUGGGCCUGCACGAGCUUGACAAGCACGUCUACCAGCAGCCACAGCGGCAACGGCGGCGAUCCUGGCAGUGGUCGCGAACCAAACCGCGCCUACUCUGCUCAAGACACCACUUUUACCUCUCCUGCAAUCGACGGGGACGCGCCGGCAUCCUCCGCGCUUCCGUUCCUGCCCGCUCGAACACGCCAUACAACCGAGCCGGCGAGGAGAAACAGCGUACCGCCCGCCUCCAUGCAUACGUCUCAGCCCCUGCCAGUCACCGCGGCCGCAGUGCCUUUGCCGUCCUCACCAUCAUCGCUGCAUGAGCACGGUCAGCUUCUCCAAGCACCGGUGCUGCGUGCCCAGCAGGAACAGCGUGCCGCGGAGUCGUAG
Molecule: messenger RNA, 8613 nt
Organism: Leishmania braziliensis MHOM/BR/75/M2904
Lineage: Eukaryota; Euglenozoa; Kinetoplastea; Trypanosomatida; Trypanosomatidae
Exons: 1
Coding region: 1-8613 (2870 amino acids)
Source: RefSeq, a predicted model, not a curated record